Messenger RNA from Zingiber officinale, 2304 nucleotides. Its product is annotated as receptor protein kinase-like protein ZAR1. The transcript is spliced from 2 exons. The record is from RefSeq and is a predicted model, not a curated record. Gene Ontology annotation, molecular function: protein binding; protein kinase activity; ATP binding. The coding region runs from base 128 to 2107 and encodes 659 amino acids. Gene Ontology annotation, biological process: protein phosphorylation. NCBI's taxonomy places the organism in Eukaryota, Viridiplantae, Streptophyta, Magnoliopsida, Zingiberales, Zingiberaceae.
UUUUGGAUCCCUUCUUUCAUCUUCUUGGACACAGCGUUUCUUUUAUCUACUCCCUUGUACCCUCUGCGUUCUGCAGCAUCUCUGCGUCCGGCAACAUCUUGUUGCCGUCAUGGUGGCCUACUGACCAAUGCCUAGGGAAGCCAUGGCGAUGACCGAGUUACUCAUCCUCUUGUUACUUUCCAUCUCCACCUCAGCGGCGUUGACUACCGAUGGCCUAGCUCUCCUCGCUUUUAAAUCGGCCGUCUCCGACGAUCCUACCCGCGCUCUCGCUGCCUGGAUCGAAUUCGAUGACAACCCUUGCUCCUGGACCGGGGUCACCUGCCAUCUUGGCCGAGUUGUUGCCCUCGCCCUCCCUGACCGGGAACUUGCUGGCUACCUCCCUUCCGAGCUAUCCCUCCUUUCUGAACUCCAGUACCUUUCCCUCCCUGGUAAUAGUCUUUCCGGCACCCUUCCUGUCACACUCUCCGUCUUCCGUGGCCUCACUGAUCUCGACCUGUCGCGAAACAACCUCUCCGGCGCUAUCCCCUCCGAGAUCGGCCUGUUGACCUCCCUUACCCACCUCGACCUCUCCUCCAACCUCCUCACCGGUCCCCUGCCACCGCCCAUCGCCGCUCUCCCUCAUCUUUCAGGGGUAUUAAAUCUCUCCUUCAACCAUCUCUCUGGCCCGAUUCCCCUUGCUUUUGGCAGCAUACCUGUAGACGUGAGCCUCGACCUCCGCCAGAACAACCUCUCCGGCGAGAUCCCACAGGUCGCGCCUCUCCUGAGCCAGGGCCCCACCGCCUUCUCCGGGAACCCUGGCCUCUGCGGUUUUCCGCUUAAGAACGCCUGCCCUGCCCCUAAACAGGUUCCUAAGAUUCCGAAGGCAAACCCUAGCCUCAAUAUGCACCCAAGUGAUGGCACCUUACGCCCUAUCGCUUCGGAGAAGCGGAAAAGUCCAGCUAGUACUGUAGCAAUCCUAGCCGUUGUCCUUCUUAUCGCCCUCGCCGCGAUAUUCGUCCUGCAGUGGAAGCUACGAAGGCGUCGCUACGCUGGGGUAGGCAAAGAGCCUAGUAACCAAAAGAGUUCCUCUCCUGGAUUCAGUGCUUCUGUGACUGGUGGGUCGGUGACGGGUGAGCGGCGUGAGGGGCACGUGUCGGAGCUGUACGCUGCUGUUGACGAGAGGUUCGGUUUGGAGCUGGAGGAGCUACUCCGGUCUUCGGCGUACGUGGUUGGAAAGGGCCGCAGCGGGAUCGUAUACAAGGUGGUUGUGGGGCGUGAGUGCUCCGCCGUCGCAGUACGCCGCCUCAGUGAAAAUGAGGAUAGUGACGGCCCCAGCAGCGGAGAUGAGUGGCGACGACGUCGGGCCUUUGAGUCAGAGGCAAUCGCCAUUGGCCGGGCCAAGCAUCCCAACGUGGUCCGUCUCGUCGCUUACUACUACGCUCCCGAGGAGCGACUUCUCAUCUACGAGUACAUCCCCAAUGGCUCCCUCCACGCCGCUCUGCACGGUGGACACCUAAAUCCGACGGCUCCGACGCUUCCAUGGGCGACGAGGCUCAGCGUACUGCAAGGGGCAGCUCGGGGUUUAGCUUAUCUCCACGAAUUUAACCCCCGCAAGCACGCCCACGGAAGCAUCUCAUCUAACAAAAUCCUCCUUGAUGACAAUUUGCGGCCGCACAUCUCUGGAUUCGGCCUCGCUCGGCUCGUUGCUGCUGGCUCGCAAGAGAAGCUGGCCUAUUCGUCCAAGAUUGUGGCGUCGCCCAGGGCUGCGGCGGGGUACACGCCACCGGAGAUGUGGGGUGCGACAGGCGCGUCCACGCCGACCCAGAAGGGGGACGUGUACUCUUUCGGUGUGGUGGCGCUGGAGGCGGUGACGGGGCGAGCGGCGGAUGCUGAACUGGAAGGGUGGGUACGGCAGGCUUUUAGGGAGGAGAGGCCUCUAUCGGAGGUGGUGGAUCCUGCGCUGCUGCACGAGGUGCACGCCAAGCCGGAGGUGCUCGCCGUGUUCCAUAUCGCCCUCAGGUGCACGGAGGCCGACUCCGAGCUGCGACCCAGGAUGCGCGCGGUAGCUGAAAACCUCGACCGGAUUAGUUCAUCAUCCCAGCGAACUGUGUUUGAGCCAAGCCGUUGACCGUGAACGAAUUGGUUGUUUUAAUGAACAUUUUUGCCCCUUUUACCUCCAUUUGGCUUCUUAGGCACUCGGGCUCGGGUGAUGUUUUCUAAUGUGACAUGGAUCCCUGGUCCAUCCAUAUCAGAAAUCGUUAAUUUAGCUAGGACAUUAAUUUCACAUCUAAUUUGUUCCGGCAUUAUGCUGGUCAUUUAAAAUUA